AUGAGGCCAUCUGUGUAUACGGGUGUACUCAGUGUGUAUUCCAACAUCCCUAGCUCCGUGACAGAGAGAACGCGCCCGCCGCUCAAAGUCCGCUGUGACUUCACACUUUUCUCACCGUCCACGGACUCCAUGUCCUUUUGCAGCGCUCACAAUCGCUUCAACAUCUCGACGCACGAUGAUGCACUUUCGGCCGAACUCCGCAAAACAAUCUACCUCAAAACACACUGGAUUCUACUCGAAAUACACAGCAGCCAGUGUGACUCGGAGCGAAGUUCUCUCGAAAGGUCGAAAGGCGUUGCACUCUGCUAUCGUCUGCGCUGCAAGCUCGCCGUGUUUGUUUGCAAUGACUUUCAUCACGCCUGGAACGUCGAAAGCGUACCUAGGAGCCACCCAAACAUUUCCAACGCUGUCUUCGCUCAAGAUAUGACGGGAGCCACCUCGCUAUUCAGGCUCACCUCAAGUAUUCCUUCAUCCUUGGAGCUCUGUCGGUCUGUGUGCUCUGAGCCCUCAACGUCAAUUUGCAUCGCCACACCAGGUGAGCUCCGCAUCGCACACUCAAUGAUACUCCCUACAAAUACAAGUCUGUUAGUUGAGUCAAGCUAUCAUGGAAAGUCGGAAAUGAAUUUCAAAGGCUCACUAGUCACCGCAGAACAUCGGUAUCCAACACUCGUACAUUCUUAUUACGCUGCAGCUGCCUUCCUGGUUGUCGGAUUUCCUUCUACGAGAUCACAUUUCUUGCACCCCCCCCCCCCCCCCGGUCAUUACGACUUGCUCUGCAACCACGGUCGCUUUGAAGCGAUUUUCAUCACACCUUCCAUCACGAUUCCUAUGAAGCGUUCAGCGUCGAUGUACAAUUAUCUAAUCGUCGACAUUAGGUAUGGAUCACACUGCAGGAGAGAAUGUCAGAAAACAGCCACCCUUUUCCUUACUUCGGUCUCUAACGCCGGCUUCGAAAGCACUGCGAAAUGGCUCAUAAUGGUGUCAAAUAAUGUGAUUGAACAUCCACCAUAUAGUAUACGCAGCAUAAUCAAUACACACGAAACAUGCCCUGUACUCGACUCUAUCGAAAUUGAACAGCAAAUGACGACUGCCCCUUCUCGCUCACGCUCAUCGAGCGAACACAUCAUUGGCGACGAUCCCGCCUACAUACACCAACUGACGACAAAGGAUCCCCUUCGCGCAUACAUACAUGGUCGCGAAAUAUCAGCAAAAGCGGAAGGCGACGAAGGAUUGACAUAUAUCAUGCUCCGUUGGAGACAGCGAGGUUUCACGGCUGUCGGCUUGCUUAAGGCUCAUCAGACUGCGCCUACUAAGUGUUGUGAAGAGCUGCCUCCGUACUUGCAAGAGUUGAAGGACGUGCAGAAGGAUGCCGGACUUUUCAUUUGUAAGCGUAUGGCUGAUAGCUGUUGGUUGAGAGCGGGUUCGCCCGCUAGCAAUUCUCACCUCCUUACAUGCGUCACUGUACAGCAAAAUCGUUAA
Molecule: messenger RNA, 1479 nt
Organism: Pseudocercospora fijiensis CIRAD86
Lineage: Eukaryota; Fungi; Ascomycota; Dothideomycetes; Mycosphaerellales; Mycosphaerellaceae
Exons: 19
Coding region: 1-1479 (492 amino acids)
Source: RefSeq, a predicted model, not a curated record